AAAGGGGAAUACACACAGAGGGACGGUAUGCACAAUAGGAAAGAACAGCAAAGGACUAGGGAGGUGUGAGAGGAAGACACACAAAGGGCGGUAUAUUUUACCAGCAGAGGUAUAAUUAGAGCAGCACCCAUCAUAUACACAGACACACAGAGACACACAGAGACCAUAGAGGGACACCCGUCAAUCUGAGAGAGACAGCUGAAAGGAGAGGAGGGGGCGGUGCCUGUGCCGUACUGCACUAACUGCAGCUGGAUGUCAGCAGGCUUUACUGCUCAUCCCUGGGUGCCACUGUAGGGCAGCGCUCACUGCUUGCCUGACUGGAGGUUAGCGCUCACUGCUUGCCUGACUGGAGGUUAGCGCUCACUGCUUGCCUGACUGGAGGUUAGCGCUCACUGCGCUGCUUGCCUGCGCUUUGCGCCCUGCGCCACCGGACACCGUAUCUGUCAAUAGGGAUGGGCAUCGGAUUGGGCAGUACCGCCUGCAUGGAUCUUACACUGUCUGCUUGAUAACACUGCAGCCCAGGGCACAGCAGCUUCUCCGGGAGUAAAAGCCACACCCUUUAGCGGGCACUAAAGGGUACAUCGUCCCUACGCUUUGGAUGUGGUGUGCAGGGAUUCUGUCCUUCCCAGCGCUUGGGGGGCGAUAGCAGAGCCGAGUAAGAGUAUUCAGUACCGGGGGGCACGGAAUGGCAUCUCAUGGAAAGCCCCGGAGGGACCGGGCAUCGGAGUAUGAGAACCAGAUCAAAGAAAUCCGGGCUCAACUGACUGACCAGGUCAAAUGCCUGGACACGCAAGUGGACUUCCGCCAGCAGCUUCUGCAGGACAUGAGCGAAUUCCUACGCAGAAAGGCAGAGAUCAAUCUGGAGUACUCCCGGAGUCUUGAGAAACUGAGUGACCGCUUCUCUUCAAAAAUCCGCAAUUCCAAGGAUCACCAUAUCUUCAGGAAAGAACAGAACCUGCUGUCUCCUGUUAAUUGCUGGUAUACAAUUAUGAAUCAUACAAGACAGGAAAGUCGGGAUCAUGGAGCUCUUAGCGACGUGUACACUUCACAUCUCAUCCCACGCCUUGCACAUAUCGGAGAGGAUUUGACUCGUCUUUCAAAAAAGAGUAAGGAAGUAGGUUUGCAGCAACAGGAGGAUUUGUUAAAGUUGGUUUCCGAGUUACAGGGGGCCAUGAAGACGUACCAGUUGUAUCACAGUGACUGUAUGUAUGCUGAACAUAAGCUCAAGGAGGCUGAGAAGCAGGAUGAAAAACGCACAGGCAAAUUAAGUGAACAUAUGGCAAGUUCACCAGUAUCUGACAGAGGGCAGAGACGGAGUUCUCUAAAGAAGACCGAAAGGCUUGUAGAAAAGAGGCUGAAGAAAUAUUUGGAGAACAGUCAGAAGUGCACCAAGGCCAGGAAUGACUAUCUCAUAAAUCUGAACACUGUCAACAAUAACAUUGAGAACUACUAUAUACACGAUAUCAAUGACCUCAUCGAUUGCUGUGACCUCGGAUUCCAUGUUUCUAUGAGUAAGACAAUGCGAGUUUACCUGCAGGCUGAGGAGAGAGUGCAGAUGUCCCGUCAGCAGAGUCUUCAGGCUGUCGAGGGAGCUGUUGACAACUUCAAUUCACAGGCAGACAAGAAUAAAUUGUUUGAGAUGUACAGUGAAACAUUUUCCCGUCCAACAAAAUUUGAAUACCAGCCACAUGAGGGGGAUGAGGUUUCGGAAGUCCGGUCUGAGCCACUGUUACAUCAGGAAUUGGUCUCUAGGUUACAGCAUAUAAAAUCCAGACUGGAUAGCGAGCACCUGGAAACUGAAGAGGUGAAAAAAACCCUUAAAGCCACUUUACAGUCCCUGUUAGAUCUUAUCGGAAUAGAUGAGUUUGACUUGUCAGAGGUUUUCCAGUCCAGCCAGUCUACUGAAUCCCUUAAAUCUACAGGAUCUGACACCAGCACUAAGACAAGCACAGCCAAGAGGAGAGCUAAUCAGCAGGAUACUGAGAACUUCUAUGUUUCAAAAUUCCAGAAGUAUCUACUUGGAAGAGGUACAAUCUGCAAACUCCAGGCAAAGUAUGACCUGCUGACGGAAGCCAUAGAAAAAGCUGCUGUGAUGGACAGUAAUAUUUCUGGGCAGCUGUCCAGCACCAGUAAGUCUCUGCGAGUGAAAAGGCAGCGACCGACAUCCCAGUAUAACCACAAACUUUUUAACGGGGAUUUGGAGGAAUUUGUCCAGAGUUCAGGACAAGCCAUUCCCCGGGUGGUAUCCAGCUGCAUUCGCUUCAUUAACUUGCACGGAUUGCAGCAUGAAGGUAUUUUCCGUGUCCCGGGAUCCCAGGCUCAAGUGAACGAGAUCCGAAGUUCUUUUGAAAGAGGUGAAGAUCCGUUGGAUGAUAGCUGCGGUGGCCAUGAUGUGGACUCAGUUGCUGGAGUUCUGAAGCUUUAUUUCCGUGGCCUGGAGAAGCCUCUCUUUCCCCCUGAGAUGUUUAACGAUCUCCUGUACUGUAUCCAACUGGAAACACCUCAAGAAAGAAUAACACACCUAAAGAAGCUUGUGUCCCAUCUUCCGCCAGUUGUAACUCUUGUCCUUAGAUACCUUUUUGCCUUCCUGAAUCAUCUGUCCCAGUACAGUGAUGAGAACAUGAUGGAUCCAUAUAACAUAGCAGUGUGCUUUGGACCAACCUUGGUUUCCAUCCCUGAGGGGCAGGACCCUGUAUCAGUUCAGGCCCGUGUUAAUGAGGUUGUGAAAACUAUCAUCAUUUACCAAGAGAGGAUAUUUCCAGGAAAUGCUGAACUAGAGGGGCCAGUUUAUGAGAAGUGUAUGACGGUGGAGGAGGAUGAAGAGUACAGCGAUCCACUGGUCCUUGAUGCUACUAUUGAUGAAUGUGAACAGGAACAACUGCAAGAGCUGGCCCUCAGCGAGGAUGAGCUGGAGCCUAUAGAAUCCAUUGCUCGAUUUGACUAUUCAGCUCAGACACCUCAAGAAUUAUCAUUCAAAAAGGGUGACAUUCUGCUACUUCAUGGCAAAUCAACAGGAGACUGGUGGCGAGGCGAGAUAGCAGGGACCUUGGGGUUGAUCCCACACAAGUACAUCAGUAUUCCUGAGGGAGCAGAGAAAAGGCUGGAGCAAAGGGGCCGGAAAAAAGAGCUGGACUCUGGUACAGCCCAUACUCCUGAAGAUGGCCUUAAGGAACCAUGCAGGAAACGCAGUGAAGGAAGCCCCAUUAGGAAACUUAACUCUCCCUUCAUGGAUAAUGUUCGGCUUCCCUUCCCUUUGGCUUUCUCGGCAACCCCCAGGACGGGGGGACAUAUUGAAAGGAUUCCAGGUACUGGAGAAAGGAGAAACUUAAUAGACAGUGCUUCAAAGAGUACCAUCGCAACCAAAGCCUGGCAAAAUGAUCGUCAGGGCAUUGAAGUGGAUAAGAAUGUGACAAAGAACAUGGACAGCGUGUUCAAAGAGCUGCUUGGAAAAACUGCUCUAAAGCAGGUGCAUUUGGAAGAUCCUGUGGACCCUGGUAAAGCAGGAAAAUCACGGGAACUUAAACAAGUGACACCAAGUACCUCCGAUCAAUCGCGUGGAAGCCCAGCAGGGAAAAAAGGAGCUGCAGGAAGAACUGUGUUUGGGACCCGGAGAUGAACUUCAGCUACUGAUUUCUAAAUGAGGGCAAGAAGCAUGGUACAGACCAGUGGGUUCCUUGGUGGGAGAGAUUGUUCAGCCAUAUCCAUGUGUCUUAUGGCCUCACUCAGACUCAUAAAAAUGUAAUACACAUAGGAUGCUUGCUCCUGUUGAGAGUGAAUGGAAUGUGCCCUAGAAGGGUUCAGGACUCUCUUAAGCUCUCCUGCACAUUUGUUUUACUUUAUCAAUGUGUGUACAAAUGUCAUGAACAGAAGCACAGCUAUAACGCCAGCAGGGGCCUCCCUUACAUUUUCCUUCCCCAAACUUGCCAGCACUGGACUCUUACGGUCAACACUGUAAGCAAACAGGCGGGAGUAUCAUUUACAGAAGUGGUUGAAAUUAAAAGGUCCCUCAAAGCCACCGUAGCGCCUCAGAAUUUUCUGAGACAUAAGCUUGCCAAACAUACCACAAGUAUAUUAGUGCUGUAGACUGAAAGCACCCUCAGAAGCACAAUCUUAAAGAAAUUUAGACAUGACUUUUCUAGUCUAUAGACUUGCCAACAUUAAAAAAUAAAUCAGAAGUGUUGGAGAACUUUUGCUGUAUUAAAAAGAUACAAUUUUUAUUAGAAGGAAAAGUCUGAGCUGUUGUGUACUUGAAAGUCUUCCAGUCUAUGGGAACAGCUAGUUGGUUCGUUGUGAGGUUAACAACACCGAAGAGCAGCACAAGCCUGUUAAUAUUUACUAGGAAUUUUUAUAUUGCAUGGUAAGCAGGGGUUAAUAACUAUUGGGCCUCCCGAUGUCAUUUCAGUUUUAAGAGUGUUCUUCACCAAAUUGAUGUAGCGUUUAUUUAGGUAACUGCACACCCCCUAACAGCAAAUCGAUUCAACCUGUUCUGGUUAUACUUAUCCAAUCAUUGAAUAUUUGAAGAUUGCAAACCUCCUGUUAGUGAUCAGUCCAUUUGUUUGUAAGUCUGCAUUUGCACAGAAUUGGUCACUGCAACAUCACCAGCAAGAUACACCAAACAAGGUAAACAGCUUUUUUUUUAUUUACCCCAUUGUCACAGGGAUCAAGGGUUUUGAGGCAGCUUAUGGGUUAACAGAUGUUCCCAAUGUGAAUGGCACAAAAGAUGAAGCCCAAUUUUUAUUUAGUUUGUCCACUUUCCUUGGACUCCAAGACUUUGUAACAAGACUGCUGUGUGUCUGCUGGCCCAGUCCCAUCCUCUUCAGUCCUGUGUACCCUGUCAGUUCUUUAUUGUGCCCAGCCUGGACCUGGUCACUGAGUGACCUACUCACCAGGAAAUCCACAAUCCUUUGCUUGAAGUGUCAUCAUGGCACUCAGCAUAUGUACAUAAGUUAUUCUGUGUGUGUGACAGAGGAGAAGAGCCUUAUAUUUCAAUCAUUUGUUGUUAUUUUUCACUGAUCUUGAAAACUGUGUCAGUCUGUUUUUUUUUUAAAAGUAUGGAGGGGGCGGAAUUAAAAUCUGGCUGCUUUAAAUAAAGGCUGCCCACGUGAGGAUUCUAAGAAGUACAUUACUACUCUGGCCCGUUCAUUGCACUUUUGGAAUCUCUAACUCAGGAAUACACAACCUGUGCCUCUCCAGCUGUUACAGACUUAAAAUUCCCAGAAGGCUUUGAAGCUGCUAAAAUAUGGAAGAUGUUGCAUGACAGCAGUUGGAGAGCCAUAGAUGGGUUUCCUGCUCCAUAUCUCCUCAUUGUGUUUGAGUACCAGAAAAGUAUUCUUACGCCCUGCUCUGGUUCCCAUUCAAGUCCAGCUAUUUGUGCUUAUAAAGCAACGCUAAUAAAAAUGUGUUUAUAACCAUG
Messenger RNA from Xenopus tropicalis (tropical clawed frog), 5413 nucleotides. RefSeq names its product Rho GTPase activating protein 4 (gene arhgap4). Bases 686 to 3616 code for a protein of 976 amino acids. Lineage: Eukaryota; Metazoa; Chordata; Amphibia; Anura; Pipidae. The record is from RefSeq and is a predicted model, not a curated record. Gene Ontology annotation, molecular function: GTPase activator activity. The transcript is spliced from 23 exons. Gene Ontology annotation, biological process: signal transduction.